This is a messenger RNA of Hyaloscypha bicolor E, 506 nucleotides long. RefSeq lists its product as uncharacterized. The coding region runs from base 1 to 492 and encodes 163 amino acids. NCBI's taxonomy places the organism in Eukaryota, Fungi, Ascomycota, Leotiomycetes, Helotiales, Hyaloscyphaceae. The record is from RefSeq and is a predicted model, not a curated record. The transcript has 2 exons.
AUGGCGAGGAGACAUUUCAAGCCUCGAGCAAUUGAUAUAACAACGCAACUGACACUUUCCAGCAACAAGUCAUUGCGAUCCACGGCUCAUGUUGGCAAUGACCGUCAGGCGGAUCAGGGGCAAAGGCUAGAGCAAGCUUCGAAACCGAUAAAAGCUGCCAACAUUACAACCACUUGUCAAGAAAACGAUCCAAAAGAUCAUCGAAAAAUUGUCCUCGACGAUAGGGCGAGCAGCGAUUGGUCACAGAACCAAUAUCGAGCUUCUGCAACUGAAGGAAAGGAAGUUGAUGCAGGAAAGCUGUCCAAAGUUGUCCCCUAUCAGCUUCAGCAGUGGAUGUUUGAGACUUCGAAUCCAAACAUCACCCUUGCUGAGAGGCUCGAGAAGUCUAAAUGGAAUUGUGGGGAUGCAGUUACUGAGAAAUGCUUGAAUAUGGAAGAAAGUUGUGGGAGUUGGGGACGGAAGCCAUAUGACUGGAUUCUCUUUGAUGAAUAAUGGGUGAUACACGG